Molecule: messenger RNA, 333 nt
Organism: Aspergillus pseudonomiae
Lineage: Eukaryota; Fungi; Ascomycota; Eurotiomycetes; Eurotiales; Aspergillaceae
Product: thiamine-binding protein
Exons: 4
Coding region: 1-333 (110 amino acids)
Cellular component (GO): cytosol
Source: RefSeq, a predicted model, not a curated record
AUGGCGACAGCUGAUCUGACAACACCUCAGACCUGCAUCGCCGAUUUCUCCUUGGUUCCGAUCGGCUCGCAGAGCGCAUCAUUCUCCAAGCAGAUCGCAGAAAUUCAGGACCUGCUGCAGAAGUCUGGCCUGAAGUAUCAGAUGACUGCGACUGGGACGGUUGUUGAGGGACCCUGGGACCAAGUCGCCCGAGUCAUUGGAUAUGCCCAUACUUUGAUUCACCAGGAGGGCAUACCAAGAAUCCAGACAGAUAUCCGCAUCACAACCAGGACGGAUAAGGAACAACCGAUGGAGGGCAGUUUACUGUCCGUUGAGAAAAUCUUAGCGACUUGA